Messenger RNA from Paramuricea clavata, 2119 nucleotides. Lineage: Eukaryota; Metazoa; Cnidaria; Anthozoa; Malacalcyonacea; Plexauridae. The record is from the annotation of a GenBank genome assembly.
AUGAAAUUACAGAGUCCGUUGACUUUAACACCCGCAUCCAAACUCUACGUAAAAACGGUUGCAUUAUUCUGGACGUACGAAAAUAUUCGGAAGGACGACAAUAAUUAUUUUUCCGUCGACAAGAAAAAAGUGAUGUUGAACAGCGGAUACUGGACGUUUAAACAAUUACGUCAAAAAUUAGAAAGUCACGGUCUCGUCGUCGAAGAUUUUCCAGACGGACGGAUAAAGAUCGGACUUGGAAAAAGUGUCAAAUCUUUUAAUCCGUGGAAAUUAGGUCGUCUGUUAGGAUAUACGACAUUUUCAGAAUUACAUCCGAGUCAACAUCCCGUCGAUAUUCACCAAGGAUUACGUUACGUUACGAUCGGUUGUAAUUUAGCGAACCGAUCGCAAAAUAUAAAUCCCGACGGUAAUCCGAGUAGUAUCAUAUCGUCUCUUCCCAUCGACGCAACGAAACCCUUAUUCGGCACGACGACAAAAUACAACGACAUCGAAAGCGAAGUACAAGCCGAUGCGGGGAUUUACGACGAACUUCAUUUCGAUGUUGGAUCCAACGUCGAUGGAAUUAGGCCGUGCAAUGCAUUAAUAGAUCUGUAUAUCAUCUAAGAAAUAAAAGAUGGAAAAGGAAGAACAAGUUUUACGUGACUAUUACGGAAAGAAUUACGAAAAGGUUCGGAAAGCUUAUCCUCUAGAAAUUCAGAAACUUAAAACUAAUUUUCUUAAAAAAUACCCGGAUGCAACAUUAUCCAAGUUUGAAUUUAACGUGACGUUUGUAAAAGAUGGAACGUUAAGUUCGACCGGAAUUUUUUACAAGGUGGACGAAUUCACCAGUUACGAUAUUACAUCCGAAACAUUCUUGCAUAAUUCGGAUUGGACUAAAUAGUUAUAUUGGAAAGAUGGAUGGCGAAAUGUUAAAUCCGAUAUGAUAUUCCGUCCGAAUUUAGACUUUGCCGUAAAUUUUCACACGUUUCCUAUUUACGUCUCGGAAACAGAUCCUUUUCCGUGGAUUUAGAAUAUACGAAACCCGAGUACGCGGGAACGGGAAAUUUUGUAAAUUUAAUUCCGUUCGACUAUCAUCAGAAUUCUUAUUUCAGAUCGUUGGCAGCUUGUUACAUCGCGACCUUUAAAUCUGGAAUAUCCGAAAAUCAUCUGAAUAAUACUUUGUCCGAUUCGCAUCUGAUCACAUCCGUCGUCAAAUUUCACGUUCAUUAUCAGAUGGAAAAAUUUAUGAAAGAUCCAAAAUUAAUAGAUCAUUAUUUAAACGAAGACGAUCUUCACGUUUUAGGAAAGAACCACGACCGAAACGUGGAAACGUCGAACAUUAUCUUCGCAUGCAAACAUCGGAACGUGGUAUUACAGAUUAGCCGCCGAUACGCGUCGUAAAAUUCGGAACCGGCAUUACGUUCGAACUCCGCACGGUGGAACAUUCAUCGAGUACGAAUAUUUGACAAAAAGACUUCCGAAAAAUGUGACGGAAGAUUAUAAAAUAUUCAUUCCGAAAACGUCGCACGGAUUAACAAGAAUUGGACAACGGUUAUUUCAACAGAGUCUGGAAGUUUACGUGUACGCUGUAUUAGGAUCACAAGCAAAAACCCGGUGGAGUAUUACGGGACAAGGUGCAAAAAGUUUACAGACCCAGGAUGUGUUUCGAAAAGUUUUGAAGGAUAGUAUUCUUGUAAACGAAAUUACGACGAUCAUUCGAAACAUGCGUACAUCGAUCGCAGAUACGAACGUCGUGUUAAAUUUUGCGAUCAUGCCAGGUCUGAUUCUCAUUCCGUCCGACAUGCGGAUUUUACAAAAACCCUUGAAAGGUUACAGUAAUAUUUUAACGCUGGCAAAAAGUGGCAUGAGUUUUGGAAAAAAUGACGAGGUGAAUUUUACAAAGACUCCAACAAGUCCUGCGACAAGUCCCGUGGAAAAACCAACAAGUCCCGCGAAACAUCCCGUGACAAAUCCCGCGAAACAUCCCGUGACAAAUCCCACGGAAACUUCAACAAGUCCCACGAAAACUUCAACAACAAAAAAAUUCAUCCGCUUUGAAAAUUCUAGCCGUUGCAUCGACGGGAGUUGCUUAUUUUCUAUUGAAAUAAAUGAGUAUAUUAAUGGGACACGACUACUUUGA